Molecule: messenger RNA, 1266 nt
Organism: Spinacia oleracea (spinach)
Lineage: Eukaryota; Viridiplantae; Streptophyta; Magnoliopsida; Caryophyllales; Amaranthaceae
Product: tetraspanin-10
Exons: 11
Coding region: 210-1016 (268 amino acids)
Biological process (GO): auxin-activated signaling pathway
Cellular component (GO): membrane
Source: RefSeq, a predicted model, not a curated record
CUAAAAUACCCCUACUAAUAUCUCCAAUUUUCCUAACAUACCCCUUUGUUGUUCCUUCCAAGUUGCACAGCUUCUACUUGCAGUACAAUGCAAGCGCCCUCAAACAAGAAGAAACAAAUUUGAAAAUAAAUUGGACCCCCCAUUCUCAUCAAACUCAGCUUUCAUUUAUAUACCUCCAUUUUCUCUCUCCUCUCCCUGGGUGACAGAAGAUGGGUUCUGAAGGAGGAGGAGGAACUAGCACCUUUGUCAUUAAAUGGAUCAACUUUCUCACUACGCUUAUAGCAUUAGGAGUGAUUGGAUUUGGAAUAUGGAUGAGCAGUCAUACUGAUGGUUGCAGGAAAUCCCUUACUUUUCCUGUUCUAGGCCUUGGUGCUAUUAUACUUGUAAUAUCAUUAAUUGGAUUAGUGGGAGCAUGGAAGAACAACUCCAUCUUGUUAUGGAUUUAUUUGAUACUUUUAUGUUUGAUCCUUGUGGCAAUUUUGAUCUUCACCGUAUUGGCAUUUAUAGUGACAAAUAAUGGAUCAGGACAUAGGGUGGCUGGAUUAAGAUAUAAGGAGUAUCAACUGCAAGAUUACAGUUCGUGGUUUCUGAAAGAACUAAACAAUAGUCAUAACUGGAAGGAUUUGAAGGCAUGUCUCGUGAAAUCUAAGGACUGCGCUAAUCUUUCAAAGAAGUACAAGACUUUGAAGAAGUAUAAAGCAGCAAAAUUGACCCCUAUUGAGGCUGGUUGUUGCAGGCCACCAUCUGAGUGUGAAUAUCCCGCUGUCAAUGCUUCAUACUACGAUUUAAGCUAUCAUCCGGCCAGUUCUAACAGAGACUGCAAGUUGUACAAGAACUCGAAGACCACUAAGUGCUACAAUUGUGAUUCCUGCAAGGCAGGAGUUGCUCAGUACAUGAAAACCGAGUGGAGAGUGGUUGCAAUAUUCAAUGUGUUCCUGUUCGUUGUUUUGUCAAUAGUGUAUUUUGUGGGAUGCUGUGCAAGGCGAAAUGCUGCCUCUAGUUACUCGAAGAGUUGACGAAAAAGCGGUGAUUUGUUAUGGGGAUCGGACAAUCCGACAUGAGGACAACUAAGCUCUUUAUUUUGUAGACUGGUGAAGAACUUGUAUGGAGAAAUUUUUCCAUUUGAUGUGUAAUUGCUUUUCGCACUGUAUAUUUAUAGUUCUUCAAAUCACUCAAACCACUAAAUUUGAGGGGUACGUAAUAUUGUCAAGAACGAUUAAUGCAUUAAGAUCUAUUAUAUCAAGGGUAUAGAUCUUUUUAUUUCAA